Molecule: messenger RNA, 2489 nt
Organism: Phragmites australis (common reed)
Lineage: Eukaryota; Viridiplantae; Streptophyta; Magnoliopsida; Poales; Poaceae
Product: L-type lectin-domain containing receptor kinase S.4-like
Exons: 1
Coding region: 162-2237 (691 amino acids)
Biological process (GO): protein phosphorylation
Cellular component (GO): plasma membrane
Molecular function (GO): carbohydrate binding; ATP binding; protein kinase activity
Source: RefSeq, a predicted model, not a curated record
CCACAGUAAGUCAGUGUGGCAGCUACUGCCACCACUCCUCUCCCUUUCUUCCUCCUCCCGCCCUACAAAACCAUCACCUCCCCUCCCCUUCCAUUCCAUCUCCACCUCCAUUAAUUCCACCAAGAACCCACUCCACCUUCUCCUAAUCUCCUCUCACUCCAAUGUCAAACCAUAAGCCCAAGCUUCCCAUUCUCUUCUUCUUCCUGCUGCUCCUCUUCCUUCUCGCCAGCCUUGCCGCCUCCCAAGAAUUCACCUACAAAGGCUUCAGAGCCGGCGCCGCCGGCGGCAACCCGAACCUGACCCUGAACGGCGUCACGGAGCCCCAGCCCCACGGCAUCCUGCGCCUCACCAACGAGACGUCCCGGCUCAUCGGCCACGCCUUCUACCCGUCCCCGCUCCGCCUCGUCGACCGAAACGGCACCGCCGUGUCGUUUUCGACGCAGUUUGCGUUCGCCGUCGUGCCGGAGUAUCCGAAGCUGGGCGGGCACGGGUUCGCGUUCGUGGCGGCGCCCGACCCGCGCCUCCGCGGCGCGCUGCCCAGCCAGUACCUGGGCCUGCUCAGCGCCGCCGACGUCGGCAACGCCACCAACCACGUCUUCGCCGUCGAGUUCGACACCGUGCAGGACUUCGAGUUCGGGGACAUCAACGAUAACCACGUCGGGGUCGACCUCAACAGCCUCGUCUCCAACGCCUCCGCCUCAGCGGCGCCCGUCAACCUCAAGUCCGGGGACACCGUGCUCGCCUGGGUCGACUACGACGGCGCUGCGAGGCGGCUGAAUGUGUCCAUUGCGACCGGCUCGUCGGAGAAGCCGGCGGCGCCGCUCAUAUCGUUCCGCGUCGACCUGUCCGCAGUCUUCCGGGAGCAGAUGUACGUCGGCUUCUCGGCGUCCACGGGGCUCCUUGCGAGCUCGCACUACCUCAUGGGCUGGAGCUUCCGGCUCGGCGGCGGUGCCGCGCCAAAGCUGGAUCUUUCGUCCCUGCCGUCGCUGCCGCGACCCAAGGAUGGCAAGAAUCGGACGUCGCUGAUUCUGGCCGCGGCGUUUUCGGCGUUUGUGGCGCUGGUGCUGCUCGCCGGCGCCGGCGCCUACGCCGCAUACCGUUACAAGAACCGCGACGUGAUCGAGCCGUGGGAGCUGGACUACGGCCCGCACCGGUUCAAGUACGCCGAGCUCCGUCGCGCGACGCGCGGGUUUCGCGAGCGCGAGCUCCUCGGCUCCGGCGGGUUCGGCAAGGUGUACCGCGGCGUGCUCCCGGGAUCCGGCGAGACCGUCGCCGUGAAGCGCGUCUCGCACGAGUCCCGGCAGGGCCUCCGCGAGUUCGUCGCCGAGAUCGCGUCCAUCGGCCGGCUCCGACACCGCAACCUGGUCCAGCUCCAGGGCUGGUGCCGCCGCCGCGGCGACCUCCUCCUGGUCUACGACUACAUGCCCAACGGCAGCCUCGACCGGCACCUCUUCGGCGGCGACCACCUCAAGGCGUCGCGGCUGACGUGGCCGGCGCGGCACCGCAUCCUCUGCGACGUGGCGUCGGCGCUGCUGUACCUGCACGAGGGGUGGGAGCACGUCGUCCUGCACCGCGACGUGAAGGCCAGCAACGUGCUCCUCGACGCUGACAUGUCGGCCCGGCUCGGCGACUUUGGGCUUGCCAAGCUCCACGAGCGCGGCACCAACCCGAGCACGACGCGCGUAGUGGGCACACUGGGGUACCUGGCGCCGGAGCUGACGCGGACGGGGAAAGCGACGGCGGCGGCGGACGUGUUCGCGUUCGGGGCUCUGGUGCUGGAGGUGGUGGCCGGGCGGCGGCCCAUCGAGCCCCGCGCGCCGCCCGAGGAGCUGGUGCUGGCCGAGUGGGCGUGGGAGCGAUACGUGGCGGGGGAGGUGGAUAAGGUGUUGGACGAGCGGCUCGGCGGCGCGUACGACGCCGCGGAGGUGGCCGCGACCGUGAAGGUGGGGCUCUGGUGCUCGCACCCGUCACCGGCCGCGCGGCCGACGAUGCGGGAGGUGGCGAGGUACCUGGAAGGCGGGGAGGCUGGCGAGGUGCCGGAGCCCCCGCCUCCGCCGCCACACCCGCCGGCGUACUCCGGCGAAGUGGGGUUCGACGACUUCGUGCACUCGUACCCGUCGUCGUCGUUCGAGCGGGCGGCCGCGGCGGGCGCGGGAUGGGACGGCGGGACCCAGACGUCGGUGGCCACGUUCCCGUACUCGCCGCUUUCCAUGCGAUCGUGCCACGUUAGCGUAUAAUGUCUCGACCACCUGGGCCCGCUUGCCAGCCAGUGGCUUCUUCACCCGAAGUGGGACCCACGAGUCUGUUUAUACCUGUGCUGUAUAAUGGGGCUGAAGCCUUCCAAAAUAUUAUCAUCGCCAAAGUCAGGGCUAAAUUAAAAUUAGGGCAAAAAAGUGAUGUUUAGUUUGUAAUAAGUUAAAAUAAGUAGUGUGAAAAGAAAAUAUUUGGUUGUAGUCAUACCAGAAUUUAUUAAAAUUGUGAGUAUGCUA